AUGGGAAUAUUAUCAUUGGUAUCAGGACGACCCGGGCCGAGUGGAUUCGGAUCAGCCUCCACUGCUGAACAAGUGUCUGAAUCAAUUGAUGCUUCUGGUCUCACUGCUAUAAUCACAGGAGGAGCAAGUGGGAUUGGGUUAGAGACAACAAGAGUAUUAACAAUGAGGGGAGCUCAUGUGAUCAUAGCCGCAAGGAACAUCAAGGCUGCAAAUGAAGCCAAACAAGCCAUCCUUAAAAACAACGAAAACGCCAAGAUUGAUGUCCUUGAGCUUGAUCUUUCAUCUCUCAACUCGGUUAACGCCUUUGUUCAUACCUUCAAAGCGCUUAAUCUUCCACUCAACAUCUUGAUAAACAAUGCUGGUGUUAUGUUCUGCCCCUACCAACUAUCACAAGAUGGGAUAGAGAUGCAUUUUGCAACCAAUUAUCUAGGUCAUUUUCACUUGACAAACUUACUACUUGAUAAGAUGAAGGAAACGGCUACAACUACUGGAAUUGAGGGUAGAAUUGUAAUUUUAUCAUCUUUAGCUCAUGCCUACACCUAUGAACAAGGGAUCAGAUUUGAGAAAAUCAAUGAUAAAGAUAGCUAUUCGAAAAAAGCAUACGGGCAGUCCAAGUUAGCCAACAUAUUGCAUGCGAAUGAGCUCACUCGACGCCUAAAGGAAGAAGGGGUAAAUAUUACGGUAAACUCAGUAAACCCAGGGUUUAUAAUGACAGACCUCAUGAGACAUUCGUUCGUGCUUAUGAGAAUUUUCCAGCUGCUCACUUAUCCCAUCUGGCAAACUGUUGUACAGGGUGCAGCAACAAGUUGCUAUGUAGCGUUGCACCCGAACCUAAAAGGGGUGAGUGGGAAAUACUUUAUGUACUGCAAUGAAUAUGCGACAAGCAACCUUGCAACUGAACCCGAAUUGGCCAAGAAGCUCUGGGACUAUAGUCGUAACCUGGUCAAGUCUCUUCGACACUCCUAAUCUUAUUUAUUUUUU
Molecule: messenger RNA, 981 nt
Organism: Helianthus annuus (common sunflower)
Lineage: Eukaryota; Viridiplantae; Streptophyta; Magnoliopsida; Asterales; Asteraceae
Product: short-chain dehydrogenase TIC 32 B, chloroplastic
Exons: 8
Coding region: 1-966 (321 amino acids)
Source: RefSeq, a predicted model, not a curated record